GAAUCUUUUCUACUUCGAUUCCUCCUAUCGCCCGAUUCCGCUGGAGACGUCCUUCCUGGGCAUCACAGAGCUCAGCCCUCAGCACAGCGGUGUUUUGAGGACCAACCGCGUGAAGCACAUUGCAAAGCUCAACGAGAUCUGCUAUGAAGCAGUGGUGGAACAAGUGAGAAAAGGAGUCCCCCCUUUCGUGUCGGUUUCGGGCGAUGUAGGGCUUACGGUUUCGGGUUCAGUAUUUCUUACUCCGUGA
Symbiodinium sp. CCMP2456 is the source of this 247-nucleotide messenger RNA. The record is from the annotation of a GenBank genome assembly. NCBI's taxonomy places the organism in Eukaryota, Dinophyceae, Suessiales, Symbiodiniaceae.